AAGCGGUAAGCCGGUUGUUUUCCCCCUCUCAUGAGUUUGCAUGUCGGGCAGUGCAGACAGCCCUGCCUCUUCCUUUUGCUACGUCACAGCACGGCAGAGCACAGCAGAGCGGAGCGGAGGGAGCAGGACUACCCUGAUGCUGACAGGAAGAGAGAAGCACUCAAGGAGCCGGCUGCUGCAUCCUGUCAGAGGACCUUUUCACAUCACUUAUUGACAUUACAGAGAUUCAGUUUGUCUGUUUUUUUGUCUUCAAUGUCAUUGAGGUCCUGUCCAAAAAGAGGAGCUUUAGUGACGGAGUCAUGGAGGAAUUUUGCUUCUAACUUCAGGGACCUUUUUGGACUAUUCUGUGUCUUCUGGCUGCUGUCAAUCAGUCACAUCAAUCAUUACUUUCAUUUAGAGGAUACAGCUGCUCCUUUACUUUGGAGGUCACAUGGAUUUCAGACUGGAUUAAAUGGAUUGAGGACCAAAUCAAACAAACUCUAAUUAAAAGACUGAAUACAUCAUCAAAUGGACUCUGGAGCAGAUGACAGCAUCUUGGACAAGGACCAGAACUUCCUGCAAUCUUGACUUAUCGUUGUCAGGUUCAUUCUCUUUCCCCCAUUUGUGAAUGUCAACCACCUUUACUUAAGAUCCGAGGUCGGAUGAAGACAGGCACUCUUAAACUUGAACUGCAGACGUGGAGCGUCAGUGCUGAUAGACCAACACUGUGCCCUAUGAGUAAGACGUGGUGUUAAUGAUUCUUGUUCCCCGGUGAUGCUGACAAAUGGAAACCUCUUUGCUGCUGAGUCAUCACUGGGCCAAAGAUGCCACACUCCUUCCCUCUCAACUUAGAUUUAAAGCCUCUAAUUUUGAUUUUGCCUUGGAGAAAAGAUAGAAAUUGGAUUAACUGGACAAUAUCUUCCCUGAUUGUCUUAAACCUCUGAAGACGAGGGAGUAGCUCGUUCCAACUAACUUGUCCGAUGUCAUGAUUGAUCAAAGACCAACGAUCUUUUAAACCUUUAAGAGCACAGAUAAUACAAGAUCUAAGUUUUUCAAAACAGGUCAGCUGCUUGAAAAGUUUGUCCUUUCCUUUUUAAACCAAGGACACAAACAUUAGCUGGUUUAGACCAAAUGACAACUUCAUCAGAAAAGUGACACUCAAACCAAGAUAACUUGGACAAAUCAAGACGUGUUUUAAAUUGGACUGAAGUAACUUUUAAGAUGGGCUAACUGAACGUUGGAGCCCUCUUUCAACAUGGUGGUGACUCGUCUGGAGGUGGAGCUAUGCUACCAGGGGAAGAAGUUACGAGGUGUGACGUGGAAGUUGACUCGAUCAGAACAUGGUUUCCUGCCUGAGAGCUCCUGGCUCAUCGCUGCACAGAUCAUCGUGCCGUACCUGGUGUCAGGGCUCGGGAUGGUCUCCGCUGGGAUUGUUAUGGAUCUUAUACAACACUGGGAGGUGUUUAAGGUGAUAACUGAGGUGUUCAUCCUGGUGCCUGCUCUGGUUGGACUCAAAGGAAACCUGGAGAUGACCCUGGCUGCUCGCCUCUCCACUGCUGCCAACACAGGCCAAAUGGACGAACCUGAUAAACAGUGGACCAUGGUGUGCAGCAACCUGGCCCUCAUACAGGUUCAGGCGACGGUGGUGGGCUUCCUGGCAGCUGUGGCCGCCGUGUGUUUAGGGGCGAUUUCUCGAGGGGGCGUUGAACUGGACCAGGCAGCGGUUCUCUGCGCCAGCAGCAUCACCACUGCCUUUGUAGCUGCUCUGUCCUUAGGCCUGGUGAUGAUCGGCGUCAUCAUCGGCUCCAGGAAGGUGGGGAUCAACCCUGACAACGUGGCCACCCCCAUCGCUGCCAGUCUGGGGGAUCUGAUCACGCUGUCCCUGCUGGCCGGGGUCAGCAGCACGCUCUACGAGUACAUCGAUGUCUGGUACCUGUCCCCACUGGUGUGUCUGGUCUUCCUGGCUCUGAUCCCGCUGUGGGUUCUGGUGGCUCGACGGCACCCUCAGAUCAGGGAGGUUCUGCGCUCCGGGUGGCAGCCCGUUAUAGUCGCCAUGUCCAUUAGCAGUUUCGGAGGCCUCAUACUGGACAAGACAGUGAGCGAUCCCAACUUUAAGGGAAUGGCUGCCUUCACACCCGUCAUCAAUGGAGUCGGUGGGAACUUGGUGGCUAUUCAGGCCAGCAGGAUCUCCACGUACCUGCACUUCUGGAGCAUCCCCGGGGUGCUGCCCUACAAGAUGAGGCAGAACUGGCCCAAUCCCUGCAUCACCUUCUUCUCCUCAGGGGUGAACUCCAAAUCAGCUCGGGUGCUCCUGAUGCUGGUCGUCCCCGGUCACCUGGUCUUCCUCUACGCCAUCUCUCUGCUGCAGGGAGACGAGGCGCCAAUCUCUGUAGCCUUCACCGUCUGCUACCUGUGUGCUGCUGUGUUACAGGUGUCCAUCUUACUUUAUGUUGCUGACCUCAUCAUCCGCUCGAUGUGGAGAAGGAGUCUUGACCCGGAUAACUUCUCCAUCCCCUACCUGACCGCCCUGGGCGAUCUGCUGGGCACAGGCUUCCUCGCUCUCUGUUUCCGCUGCGUCUCAUGGGUUCAGAGUCUGGGUCUCUGAACGCCCCCCACUUCCCCCUCCCCCCUUCAUCACUGAACUCUUUGCCAGCCAUCUACUUACUGCAUCGGUUUGUUUUACAUAAUGCCCAGAGAAGCUUUAUCGGACAAUAAAGCAUUUUAUCUGAUGGUUAUCACUGGACCGGUUCAUACAGAGGAAUAAAUUCAAACUUUAACUACGAUGGAUAGACACCUGACCGUUUACACAUCCAUCUGUGUGAAGGGUUUCUACCUGAUCCGGCUAAUCUUAGUAUUUUAUUUCAGGCCUAAAGACUUUAAAGUAUUCACAAGUGUCCGUCUUCAGCCCUUUAGAGCAUCUUCUCCAAUACAGUCAUCUUUGUUUGCUGGCUCUGAGCUCAUCUCGUCUCUCAGCUCGUCUCUUUGCUUUCAUCAGAGGAAUAUGUAGCAAACUUACAUUAUUGCAGCAAGACAGAAUCAUUGCUCAGAGUUUGGGACUUUUGUUUAAACAUGUUGAUAAAACAAAGACUUCCAGGCCGUCCAUGUGUGGGCGGGCUGAACUAUGCAGUAAUACAGGAGUUCGUUAUAUGGAGGAGAGUCGCUGUCCAGUACUUGAGUUUAGGAUGAUCAUAAUUUAUUUAAAUUAAGAGGCAUGGUACUUAACUGUAACACACGGAGGAAUGUUUCAUCAUCUCAUGAAAAAAACUUGAAUCCUAACGUUUCUACACAUAAUGUUCAUCAUGUUUAUUUUCUUAAAUCAUGUUGGAGGGGCUGUAACAGGUGAGCAGCUGGCUGUACAAUUCAGAGGAGGAAGACCUUUUUAAUGUUUAUGAUGUGAGGGGACUUCUAAUAAGAACUAACAACAAAGACUUUUUGACUGACCGCUGGGGUUAGUCAAAGACCAAAGAAGGGGCCAUCAGAAGUGUGAUGGCCCCUUCUGGUAAACAUAGGGUGAUGGUUUUGCUCUGACACAAAUUUCUGUGAAAGCUAGAAAAGAACUGUGUGACAUUUUAAGAAGCAGGUGACUAAAGCCCCGUUUCCACCAAGUAAGGCAAGGUAUGUCAAGAUAUGCAUUUAUUGGCGUUUUCCACAGUCAAAAGUUGGUAAUGAUAGCCAAAAAAACUAUACGUACCCUUCUGUUGGGGUGCUAAGCGUACUGACGAGACCCUAAAGGUUGGAGCUAGACACACUGCAGUCUGUUGAUUGGUUGAAAGAAUUGACACAUCCCUGCGACGUAGCUUAGCACAAAGAUUAUUAAUAAAUAACACGUAAUUACGAAAUGUAAUUACGACAAAAACAUGAUUGAAGAAACAUGCAACAUUUUCAUGGUUAUAUUCAGAACUUUUUCUUGGCAAGGAGCUUUUUUUUGUAUCUAUUGAACAAACGAUAUGUUCAUAUGUGGGCUGUGCUUUUGUGUCGAAGCGCGUGAAAUCGGACAAUGUCAGGGUACCAGCUUUCUCCCUGUUAGUCUUUAUGCUAACUUUAGCCACUGUUACAAACAUACACAUUUGUAUUAAUCUUGACAAGAAGUAAAUAUAUACAUAGUUUCCAAAGUAUCAAAUUCACCAGGUUCUGCUCAUUUUCAAAUCAGUUGGUAAAGCUACUGAACACAUGUUAAUCCGUCCAACAGCUGUUUCCUCUACCAAACGUACGCCAUUCUGGACAAGUCGAUUACAUAGCAAGUCAUAAAGAUAUCAUGCAGGUUGGGGCGUCUCUGUGUCCUGCCACAUUGCCAAAACUCUGACUUGAUCCCUGAGAUCCAUCACAAAAACAGAAUUCUCCACAAUUUCUAAUAUGCAGAUGAUGUGCUGCUUUAUGUUGCAGAUACAGAAAGAAGAUAAGGAGUAAAAAAAACAGCGCAUUAUUAUAAUUGAUUGUUUUUUAGGUUCUCCAACAUAACAGAGACUUUGUAAAGGUCUAAUUGUGUCCCGAAGCACUGGCGCCCAGGCAAUGUGUCACCUCCUCUAACAGCCGUCACAAGAAUUAAAAAAAACCAUCAGUGAACUGAUGCAGAACAUCUAUGUUGGUCUCUCUCACCCAUCAUCUCAGGUUUAUGUUCUGACAUGGACUCUGUAGCUGCAGAUGAUUUGGGGUUUUCCCUCACUACUUGAUACUAAUAGUCCCUUUAAUGAAGGGUUUGUCAAAGCCUUAAUGAUUUAGUGUCAGAACCAUAAAACCUCAUCAUUACAGCCGUGACAUUCACACUGAUAUCAACAGUUUAGAACUCAACGUUAGCUGAGGUUAGCUUAGCUUGGGUUAAUUUGCGCCUGAUUGCGUUUCUCUAUUGGCUGUAUAUGCACUUACAGUACACCACGACAGAGACAAAACAUACACACAGAAAUAUUAUUGUGAUAUCCUAAUAAAUCUUCAGUUUACACAGAGACACAAAAGAAUGACACAUUUAUGGAUAAAAAAAAAAACUGCAUUUCUCACCCCCCCAAUGUCCACAUAUUCAGUGGGUGCAGCGGUCCAUCAGCACCGCGGUUUUCCUCCGUCGGACGGUGCGCGCCCUGUGAGUGCAGCCAUGAGCAGCUGUAGCUCGUGAUGCAGACCGACCGCAGUGUGCACAGUAUGUGGGGAUUGGGGGUAAAAAUGGCAGGUAGGGAGAGAGCACAGAGUCUAUUUCUCUAUUUUUGGUUUUAAAGUUAAAGUCCUGAAUGUGUUAAAGAGAAAUGUUUCAAAAUAAGAGUGUAGAAAUGUGUUAAUGCACUCAUGAAGUCAAAAGGUACAUUUUGGCUCUUUGCUAUCACUACUGUAGUAUGAUCUAUUUUUAAAGAAGAACCUCAUAAACACUGAUGUCUGAGGGUUUUAAAACCAGCCUGUCUCGUCAGUCAGCGAUUUUUCAUUUUAAAGUAUUUCAGUGUUAAAAGUGCUUUGCUAAAAGCUUUUAUUGUGACACUGUUACACAGUACUUUUUACACUAGAAGCAGAUGAAAUGUUGAACUCUUUGAAUCACAGUUUCUGUCACUGUCUGUAUGUGAUCUAUGUGUAAACUGUGACACUGUGAGACGUAGACCACAGCUAAGGUUGUACCAGCACAUCAGUGUGUCUUAAUCAGCGGGGCUGGACGAUCCAUCAUGUUGCAUAUUACAAAUCUGGCACAUUUACAAAGGUAAUGAUUGUAACAAUAACCUUUUUAACGAGUCAUUGCAUCUCUGACGGUUCUUGUGUGAUGUUACUUGGGUUCUAAAUGAUCUGCUGAAAGUUCUGUUCUGGAGGUAGAUAUAUGAAAGUGAAGUCUUCUAUUUUAAAGUUUGAAUAAUGAUCAUCAAACAUUUCACUUCAGAAAUGUUUGAUGUUCAGUAAAAUACUUUUUUUCACUGCAUUGCUGAGACUUAUUACGCAAGACUGAAGGCGGACUUGUUGACCUCUUUCAAAGGUUUGUGUGGCCGCUCCGAGCGAAGUAGUAGAAGGCUCUACUACACAUUAACAACACAUCUGUAAGCGGUGUCAGUUUUCUCCUGUAACACUUAUCAUGUACAUUUUGUUAUUUCUGCAGAACCAUCUCUGUAAAACAAAUCGUCCAGCCCUUUAGAAAAACUUAGUAUGUACAGGAGCUGAAGACCUGUUUGCAAACUUGCACUGUUGUUUUAAUAGUAGUUUAAGGAUGCCUUGAACGAAAGUCAAUGUCAAUCGUGUCUUAUCUUAAACCUCAUUUACAAAAGGUUAGCUUCAUUUACACGUUGCAUCCCUUUUCUCUCUUCUUCUGUUCUGUAAGCAAAGCGCUCUGUACUUCAAUGUCGACACUGCCACAUGAAGACUUCAAAAGCCUUUAGUCUCGAGUCAUGCUGUGCUCACUGUCACCAUGCUUUCACACACACUGUGUCUCGUGUGUGUGUGUUACGAUCAAGUGGGGAAUCAAAGAUGUGACAAAUAUUUGGUGUUUGUGAUUUUGUGGCAAUGAAGUUAUAUUUUAAUAAAA
This is a messenger RNA of Labrus bergylta (ballan wrasse), 6460 nucleotides long. It is a transcript of the gene slc41a3, whose product is annotated as solute carrier family 41 member 3. NCBI's taxonomy places the organism in Eukaryota, Metazoa, Chordata, Actinopteri, Labriformes, Labridae. Gene Ontology annotation, molecular function: monoatomic cation transmembrane transporter activity. Gene Ontology annotation, biological process: monoatomic cation transport. Gene Ontology annotation, cellular component: plasma membrane. The record is from RefSeq and is a predicted model, not a curated record.